Messenger RNA from Enhydra lutris kenyoni (northern sea otter), 2763 nucleotides. RefSeq names its product autophagy related 9B. NCBI's taxonomy places the organism in Eukaryota, Metazoa, Chordata, Mammalia, Carnivora, Mustelidae. The transcript has 13 exons. The record is from RefSeq and is a predicted model, not a curated record. Gene Ontology annotation, biological process: protein localization to phagophore assembly site; autophagy of mitochondrion. The coding region runs from base 1 to 2763 and encodes 920 amino acids. Gene Ontology annotation, cellular component: phagophore assembly site; autophagosome.
AUGGUGAGGCGAAUGGGCUGGGGGGGGAGCAGAGGGCGUCUGGGGCGGUGGGGAGACCUGGGCCCUGGAUCGGUGCCUCUCCUCCCCAUGCCACUGCCUCCUCUUCCUCCUCCUCCAUGUCGGGGGCCUGGCGGAGGGAGGAUUUCCAUCUUCUCUCUGUCCCCUGCCCCUCACACAAGAAGCUCUCCUUCCUCAGCUCCCCCUCUGGCCCUGGGACCCCCCUGCCCAGCGGUGCAGGCCCCAGGGGCCUCUCAGCCUCGCCACAGUGCCCUCCCCACCCCAACAACACAGGCACAGUCCACGAUGACCCCCACCUCUGCUCCCCCCUCUUGGGGCUCUCACUCCGACCCACCCCUGGCCUCAGUGACUCCCCCUCCCUCACGCCGAUGCCCCCAGGACCCUCCUGGGCUGCGGAUAGGCCCUCUGAUCCCUGAGCAGGAUUAUGAACGGCUGGAAGACUGUGACCCUGAAGGGUCCCAAGAUUCACCCGUCCACGGGGAAGACCAGCAACCCCUGCUCCACGUGCCCGAAGGGCUCCGAGGUUCCUGGCACCACAUCCAAAAUCUGGACAGCUUCUUCACCAAGGUCUACAGCUAUCAUCAGAGGAAUGGUUUUGCCUGCAUCCUGCUGGAGGAUGUCUUCCAGUUGGGACAAUUCGUCUUCAUUGUCACCUUCACAACCUUCCUCCUUCGGUGUGUGGAUUACAACAUCCUCUUCGCCAACCACCUGAACAACCGGACGAGACCUGGGUUGCUCCACAACAAAAUAACCUUGGCAGAUGCCAUCCUGUCCUCCUCCCAGUGUGCCCAGCGGAUCCGCUCCAGCCCCCUGCUGGUCUUCUUGCUGACCCUGGCUGCGGCCUUCUGGCUGUUACAGCUGCUUCGCUCAGUCUGCAACCUGUUCGGCUACUGGGACAUCCAGGUGUUUUACAGGGAGGCCCUGCACAUACCUCCGGAGGAGCUCAGCUCGGUGCCCUGGGCCGAGGUGCAGUCCCGCCUGCUGGCGCUGCAGAAGAGCGGGGGGCUGUGCGUGCAGCCGCGGCCGCUGACCGAGCUCGACGUGCACCACCGGAUCCUGCGCUACACCAACUACAAGGUGGCGCUGGCCAACAAGGGCCUGCUGCCCGCCCGCUGCGCGCUGCCCUGGGGCGGCAGUGCGGCCUUCCUCAGCCGCGGCCUGGCGCUCAACGUCGAUCUGCUGCUCUUCCGCGGGCCCUUCUCGCUCUUCCGCGGGGGCUGGGAGCUGCCCGACGCCUACAAGCGCAGCGAGCAGCGGGGCGCCCUGGCCGCGCGCUGGCGGCGCACGGUGCUGCUGCUGGCCGCCGUGAACCUGGCGCUAAGCCCGCUGGUGCUGGCCUGGCAGGUGCUGCACGCCUUCUACAGCCACGCCGAGCUGCUGCGGCGCGAGCCGGGGGCGCUGGGGGCGCGCCGCUGGUCCCGCCUGGCCCACCUGCAGCUGCGCCACUUCAACGAGCUGCCGCACGAGCUGCGCGCGCGCCUGGCCCGCGCCUACCGGCCGGCCGCCGCCUUCCUACGCGCCGCCGCGCCCCCCGCACCCCUGCUGGCGCUGCUGGCCCGCCAGCUCGUCUUCUUCGCCGGCGCGCUCUUCGCCGCGCUGCUCGUGCUCACCGUCUACGACGAGGACGUGCUGGCCGUGGAGCACGUGCUCACCGCCAUGACCGCGCUCGGGGUCACGGCCACCGUGGCCAGGUCUUUCAUUCCGGAAGAGCAGGGCUGGAGUCGCUCCCCGAAGUUCCUGCUGCAGGCGGCUUUGGCACACAUGCACUACCUCCCGGAGGAGCCCGGCCCCGCGGGCAAGGCCAGCGCUUACCGGCAGAUGGCGCGGCUGUUGCAGUACCGAGCGGUCUCCCUCCUGGAGGAGCUUCUGUCCCCUCUCCUCACUCCACUGUUUCUGCUCUUCUGGUUCUCCCCUCGUUCUCUGGAGAUCAUUGACUUUUUUCAUCAUUUCACUGUGGAUGUGGCUGGCGUUGGGGACAUCUGUUCCUUUGCCCUUAUGGAUGUGAAGCGCCACGGGCACCCUCAGUGGCUCUCAGCCGGCCAGACAGAGGCCUCCCUGUCUCAGCGCGCAGAAGAUGGAAAGACUGAGCUCUCCUUGAUGCGGUUCUCCCUGGCCCACCCACAAUGGCGCCCCCCAGGGCACAGCUCCAAGUUCCUGGGGCACCUUCGGGGCAGGGUACAACAAGAUGCCGCAGCCUGGGGCGCCACCUCCGUUCGCAGCCCCCCCACGCCUGGGAUGCUCAGCGACUCUUCCUCACCUCUGCCCGAGGCCUUCCUGGCCAACCUCUUGGGGCAGCCCCUCCUGCCCCCACGGGACCUGAGCCCCACAGCCCCCUGCCCAGCUGCAGCCACAGCCAGCCUCUUGGCCUCCAUUUCCCGCCUUGCCCAGGACCCGAGCUGUGUGUCCCCAGGAGGCACUGGGGGCCAGAAGUUGGCCCAGCUUCCAGAACUUGCUUCUGCUGAAAUGAGUCUUCAUGCCAUCUACCUGCACCAGCUCCAUCAGCAGCAGCAGCAGGAACUGUGGGGUGAGGCUUCAGCCUCUUCCCUGUCCAGGCCCUGGUCCAGCCCCUCCCAGACACUCUCGCCUGACGAGGAGAAGCCAUCCUGGUCAAGUGAUGGCUCUAGUCCUGCCUCCAGCCCCAGACAGCAGUGGAGAACCCAGAGGACCCAGAAUCUGCUCCCUGGAAGGUUUCAGGAGACCACGGACACCCAGAAGGAGCCUGGUCUGGCCCCUAGCACUGACUGA